This is a messenger RNA of Elgaria multicarinata webbii, 3038 nucleotides long. Its product is annotated as protein argonaute-1. The record is from RefSeq and is a predicted model, not a curated record. The transcript is spliced from 19 exons. Gene Ontology annotation, molecular function: miRNA binding; protein binding; single-stranded RNA binding. The coding region runs from base 50 to 2629 and encodes 859 amino acids. NCBI's taxonomy places the organism in Eukaryota, Metazoa, Chordata, Lepidosauria, Squamata, Anguidae. Gene Ontology annotation, biological process: regulatory ncRNA-mediated post-transcriptional gene silencing.
CUCCCCACCAGCACCCCGCUAGGCUCGGGGCCACGCCCGCGUGGAUGGGAUGGAAGCGGGACCCUCGGGAGCAGCAGCUGCUGCGGGCACUUACCUUCCACCCCUGCAGCAGGUAUUUCAAGCUCCUCGCCGGCCCGGGAUAGGAACAGUUGGGAAGCCCAUCAAACUCUUAGCCAACUACUUUGAAGUGGACAUUCCCAAGAUCGAUGUGUAUCACUAUGAAGUUGACAUCAAGCCAGACAAGUGCCCGCGCAGAGUCAACAGGGAGGUUGUGGAAUACAUGGUUCAACAUUUCAAACCUCAAAUCUUUGGCGACCGGAAGCCAGUCUACGAUGGAAAAAAGAACAUCUAUACAGUCACAGCCCUGCCUAUUGGAAAUGAAAGGGUUGACUUUGAGGUGACGAUUCCAGGGGAAGGCAAAGACAGGAUCUUCAAGGUUUCUAUCAAGUGGAUGGCCAUUGUGAGCUGGCGGAUGCUCCAUGAGGCCCUGGUGAGCGGGCAAAUCCCUGUUCCUCUGGAAUCUGUCCAGGCCCUUGAUGUCGCCAUGAGGCACCUGGCUUCCAUGAGGUACACCCCAGUGGGCCGUUCCUUCUUUUCUCCCCCUGAAGGAUACUAUCACCCACUGGGAGGGGGCCGGGAGGUCUGGUUUGGCUUCCAUCAGUCUGUCAGGCCUGCGAUGUGGAAGAUGAUGCUCAAUAUUGAUGUGUCAGCAACAGCGUUCUACAAGGCCCAACCUGUGAUCGAGUUCAUGUGCGAGGUGCUAGACAUCCGGAACAUAGAUGAGCAGCCGAAGCCCCUGACUGAUUCGCAGAGAGUUCGCUUCACGAAGGAGAUCAAAGGUUUGAAAGUGGAGGUAACUCACUGCGGGCAGAUGAAGAGGAAAUACCGUGUGUGUAACGUUACUCGUCGGCCAGCUAGUCACCAAACGUUCCCCCUGCAGUUGGAGAGUGGUCAGACCGUGGAGUGCACAGUAGCACAAUACUUCAAGCAGAAGUACAACCUCCAGCUGAAGUACCCCCACCUGCCAUGUCUCCAAGUCGGUCAAGAGCAGAAGCACACAUAUCUGCCUCUGGAGGUGUGUAAUAUCGUGGCUGGCCAGAGGUGCAUCAAGAAACUAACGGACAACCAGACCUCCACCAUGAUAAAAGCAACAGCGAGGUCUGCUCCAGACAGGCAAGAGGAAAUCAGCCGACUGAUGAAGAACGCCAGUUACAACCUGGACCCCUACAUACAGGAGUUUGGCAUAAAGGUGAAGGAUGACAUGACUGAAGUGACUGGACGGGUCCUGCCUGCUCCGAUCUUACAGUACGGGGGCCGGAACCGUGCCAUCGCCACACCCAACCAGGGAGUUUGGGACAUGAGAGGAAAGCAGUUCUACAACGGCAUUGAGAUCAAAGUCUGGGCCAUUGCCUGCUUUGCCCCUCAGAAGCAGUGCAGGGAAGAAGUCCUGAAGAACUUCACGGACCAGCUGCGCAAGAUCUCCAAGGAUGCGGGGAUGCCUAUCCAGGGCCAGCCGUGUUUCUGCAAAUAUGCACAAGGGGCUGACAGUGUGGAGCCCAUGUUCCGGCACCUGAAGAACACCUACUCUGGGCUCCAGCUCAUCAUAGUCAUCUUGCCAGGAAAGACGCCGGUGUAUGCGGAGGUCAAGCGGGUGGGGGACACACUCCUCGGGAUGGCCACCCAGUGUGUGCAGGUGAAGAACGUGGUGAAGACGUCGCCGCAGACGCUUUCCAAUCUCUGUCUCAAGAUCAACGUUAAACUCGGGGGCAUCAACAACAUCCUGGUGCCCCACCAGCGUUCUGCUGUCUUUCAGCAGCCGGUUAUAUUCCUGGGAGCUGAUGUAACUCACCCGCCAGCAGGCGAUGGAAAGAAGCCCUCCAUAACAGCUGUGGUGGGCAGCAUGGAUGCCCACCCCAGCCGUUACUGCGCCACAGUGCGGGUUCAGCGGCCACGGCAGGAGAUCAUCGAGGACCUGUCCUACAUGGUGAGGGAGCUCCUCAUCCAGUUCUACAAGUCCACUCGCUUCAAGCCCACCCGCAUCAUCUUCUACCGCGAUGGAGUGCCGGAGGGGCAGCUGCCACAGAUCCUUCAUUAUGAGCUCCUGGCCAUCCGUGAUGCCUGUAUCAAACUGGAGAAGGACUACCAGCCGGGCAUCACUUACAUUGUCGUGCAGAAGCGACAUCACACACGCCUCUUCUGUGCGGAUAAGAACGAGAGGAUUGGCAAAAGUGGGAACAUCCCAGCAGGAACAACAGUGGAUACGAACAUUACUCAUCCCUUUGAGUUUGACUUCUAUCUGUGCAGUCAUGCCGGCAUUCAGGGUACGAGCAGGCCUUCCCAUUACUACGUUCUUUGGGACGACAACCGGUUUACAGCAGAUGAGCUUCAAAUCCUCACCUACCAGCUUUGCCACACUUACGUUCGCUGCACCCGCUCCGUCUCUAUCCCAGCACCAGCAUAUUACGCCCGGUUGGUGGCAUUUCGGGCGCGAUAUCACCUUGUAGACAAAGAGCAUGACAGCGGAGAAGGCAGUCACAUAUCUGGCCAGAGCAACGGCCGAGACCCUCAGGCCCUGGCCAAGGCCGUGCAAGUUCAUCAGGACACUUUACGUACCAUGUACUUUGCUUGAAAGAGAGCCUAGCUUUUUUACCUCACUCCAGAAAGCUUUCAGAUUUGUAGGAGCCAUACAAAAAAGAAAAAGAAAGAGGAAGCAUUGGGAGCGCCGUGUGGGCAUCCAAUGAGAAAUCACUGCAGGGCAUGGACAGCGUUGGAGGCCGGAAACCAGAACCCUCCGGGGGCAAAAGCAGAAGAGCCACUUCACCGGAUGGACACACCUUUGUAGUAUUGCAAGAGAGACUUUGUUUUUCAGGCUUUCCAGUUACCUGACCAAACAAAAGUAUUUUAACCAAGAAAGGGAUCUGACCUCCUGUCAAAAGAAAACAGGUUUUCAUUUGCUGGGGUGGGGGUGGGGGCGAGACGCAAUAUUAGACUUUUUGACUGUGAAAUAACUCUUUUGGUCCUCCAUUGCCCAAUCAGAC